Poeciliopsis prolifica (blackstripe livebearer) is the source of this 621-nucleotide messenger RNA. Its product is annotated as butyrophilin subfamily 1 member A1-like. NCBI's taxonomy places the organism in Eukaryota, Metazoa, Chordata, Actinopteri, Cyprinodontiformes, Poeciliidae. The record is from RefSeq and is a predicted model, not a curated record. The coding region runs from base 1 to 621 and encodes 206 amino acids. The transcript has 4 exons.
AUGUAUUUGCAUCUCUUCCUGGUUGGACUGUCGCUGUUAUUCUCAGGAGUUUCUUCCACAGAUGCUCAAUCUAAUCAAGUCGAUGCUUUUGCUGAUGGAGACGUCAUCCUUCCCUGCACCUUCAACAUCCCAGCUAAUGAAGACAUUCCCACAGUGGAGUGGUCCAAAGUGGUGGAAGGGUCCAAGCCAGUAAUCGUCUUCUUGUACCGCGACGGCUGCGAGACCUUCGGGAUGAAGGAUCCAGACUUCGAGUACCGGACGAACCUCAUCUUGAAACGGCUGCAAAACGGGAACUACUCACUGAGAAUCUCCAAACUGAAGCUGUCCGACUCCGGAACGUACCAAUGUUUGGUCAUCCAAAAGAACGGAACCAAAGAACAAACGAGUGGAGCUGGUGAUUCGUGGUCUGAGCCGAAGCUUUCUGUGGUUUCUACCGACGGCGGAGAAGUGACCGUUGAGUGCAAAGCCCUCUGCUGGAGGCCAGCGCCGCUUAUGACGAUCCUGGACAAUGAAGGAAACAGAUUGACUGAAGAACCGGCGAAACAAGAAGAAGAUCCCAGAGGAUGUUACAACACGAAGCAAAAUGUCACCCUGCUAAAAGCAGUAAGCAGAGGGAGCUAA